CUAUUGGUCCUGGUUCUUAGCCUCAUGGCAAUCGCCUGUCUGGCCGAUAUUUCCCAUGUGAAACACCACAAGCACCAGCGGCAUCAUCACUCCAGGGAACACGAAGAUGACGACGAGGAGUCCCAUUAUCUGCCUCCCCAGGAGGAAAAGGAGGUGGAGCAACCCUACUACAAGAAGGAAAGGCAUACCAGCGAGGUGGUUUACCACAAGGAGGAUGAACCAGAGGAGCCGAAGCAGUACAAGGAGCACCAUUACGAGGAGCCGAAGAAGCAGCGAGUGGAUCACUACCACCACUAUGACAAGAAGCCCGAGGUGAAGACCCAGCACAUCCACUACAAGCACAGCAAACCCCAAGCUCGCACGGAUUACCCUCGGGAUCUGUUCACCCCGGCUGCCACCCAAGUGGUUUAUCGCCGGCGUCGUCCUAGUCGUGUCCUUUAUGCCAGUGCACCCAACUCGGUGUUCCACACUCACACACAGAUCAAUGUGCAGUCCCAGGACUCGGAGUUGAACUCUCUCACUCGACCGGAUGGAGCGGCAGGAGCACAGGAUCCUUCAGGAGCUCAGGCGCCAACUGGAGCUCAGGCGCCCAUUGGAGCUCAGGCUCCAGGCUUUCGACCCAACUGUCAGUUCAUCGGACCUGGAAAUGUCCCACCUGGCUGUGGUCCCUCUGAUCCCCUGGGAGCUCAGCUGCCAGCUAGUGCUCUGGCCCCCACUGGCGGCAAUCUUCCUGCGAGCCAACCUGUUCCUGGUGGUCAACUGGCUGUUCUGGGCAAUGGCCAGCGUCCUCCAUCCCGACCAGGUGGCUUUGGAGGAGGAUAUGGUGGAGACAAGAGACUCAACUUCUUUGUGGAUCCCUCGCUGGGCGCUCAGCUGGGAGCAAUAGGAAAUGCAGCAGCUGGAAAUCAACAGGCUGCUGGAGGAGCAGGUCAACUGGCAGGAGGAGGUCAACUGGCUGGAGGAGCUCAGCUGGGAGCUGGACAAGGAUUUGACCCCUCUUUCGGAGCCCAAGCAGCUGUAGGAGCGCCCUUUAACCCAUCUUUCGGAGCUGGACAAGCCCAAAGACCCCUGCAAAACCAAUAUGAUCCCAACCUCCAGCUAGGUGGACCCUUUGAUCCCUCUUUGGGAGCUCAAUUAGGAGCUGGUCAGGGUGUUUCGAAUCAGAGACCUUUUGAUCCUUCUUUCGGAGCUCAACUUGGAGCUGGCCAGGGUGUUCCCAACCAGAGACCCAAUGCCCAGGCACCUUUUGAUCCCGCUUUGGGAGCCCAACUUGGAGCUGCCCAGGGAGUUCCUAAUCAGCGACCCAAUCCUCCAGCAGGAGGUCAACUGGCCGCUGGUCAGGCCGCUUUUGACCCGAAUCAAGGGCAGUUUGACCCCUCAAUUGGAGCUCAAUUGGCGGCGGGACAAGUGCCUCGCCUCAACAACCGACGUCCUCCAAAUCGAUCCAACUACCAGGGCCUGAAUGUGCUAAACGGCAACGUAUUUGGUCAGCCCCAUCUCCAGGGACCCACGAAUGCGCUGGGCAACCAACAGGAUACCAACAUCAUCGAUGGCAACUUCUAUAGCGAUCCCCAUCAUGGCCAUCAGCGGACUUUGGUAUCGGUUAAUCCCAAUCAGCGUUCCGUUCUGAUACCCGAUGAUGAUGAUGAUGUGGAUGAUGAUGGGCAGGCUGGAGGCUUCCUUGGAUUUGCGGCCAGUAACAGACAAUCUUCCUAUGUGGUUGCUCCAAAGAAACACCGUUCUCAUAGGAGCAGUUCCAAACGUAAGGAUGUGGAUCUUGGAACCUCUGCCUCCCAGUACGAUACUGAUUAUCGUGAAGAUGGCUAUCACUACAGGAAGCCCAAGCAUUCCUUCGAGUUUUAA
Messenger RNA from Drosophila subpulchrella, 1863 nucleotides. Its product is annotated as fibroin heavy chain. NCBI's taxonomy places the organism in Eukaryota, Metazoa, Arthropoda, Insecta, Diptera, Drosophilidae. The transcript has a single exon. The record is from RefSeq and is a predicted model, not a curated record. Bases 25 to 1863 code for a protein of 612 amino acids.